AUGAGGUGUCACCUCUGGCACGCCGGCAUCACCUUGCGCUGCGCUGCGCUGCGCUGCGCUGCCACUCUACCCAGCCAAGCAAAUCACCUCGCCGCCGACCUGCCCGAUCAGCGAAUAGGGGCUUUGCCACUGGACGAGUGGAGAGCAGUGGAGAGGAGGUACCGCCGCUCACUCUUCCAGGGUCCCGUUCCUUUCGGUAAUGAUGCGCCCAUUUGCCAACUUAGCACGCUGUUCUUCGGGCGCACUCUGAAUCUCCACAUGCAGCUGCCCGCGAAGAUCUCAAUUGAUGCAACGUGCAUGGUGAAUUCUCCUGUUUGA
Molecule: messenger RNA, 318 nt
Organism: Parastagonospora nodorum SN15
Lineage: Eukaryota; Fungi; Ascomycota; Dothideomycetes; Pleosporales; Phaeosphaeriaceae
Exons: 2
Coding region: 1-318 (105 amino acids)
Source: RefSeq, a predicted model, not a curated record